CUCGUGCCGCCCGACAAUUUUGCCAUGGUCAACACGUACGUCUACCGGUCCUCGUUUCCCAAGAAGAAGCACUUUGCCUUUCUCGAGACCCUCGGCCUCAAGUCGGUCCUUACCCUCAUCCUGGAAGAGUAUCCAGAGCCAAACAUGCGCUUCCUCGACGCCAACGGCAUCACCUUUUUCCAGUUUGGUAUUCCGGGCAACAAGGAGCCCUUUGUCUCGAUUCCACCCGACAAGAUCGGCGCGGCCCUCGUCACGAUUCUCGACCGGCGCAACCACCCGAUGCUGAUCCACUGCAACAAGGGCAAGCACCGCACGGGCUGCCUGAUUGGGUGUCUGCGCAAGCUCCAGCAGUGGAGCCUCACGACAAUCUUUGACGAGUACCGCCGGUUCAGCUACCCAAAGAGCCGGAGCAUGGACCAGGAAUUCAUCGAGCUCUUUGACGAGCGCAGCGUUUGGGGACAGGUCGAGCGCGCCUACUUGCCCCACUGG
This is a messenger RNA of Acaromyces ingoldii, 489 nucleotides long. RefSeq names its product protein-tyrosine phosphatase. The record is from RefSeq and is a predicted model, not a curated record. Gene Ontology annotation, cellular component: cytoplasm. The annotation marks the transcript as partial. The transcript has a single exon. Gene Ontology annotation, molecular function: inositol diphosphate tetrakisphosphate diphosphatase activity; phosphatase activity. Gene Ontology annotation, biological process: protein dephosphorylation. NCBI's taxonomy places the organism in Eukaryota, Fungi, Basidiomycota, Exobasidiomycetes, Exobasidiales, Cryptobasidiaceae.